AUGGAACGUCCCUCUACACCACCGUCUGCGUCCCGGCCUUCACGGAUCGUAUCGCCACCCACCCCGGAGGUCACAAGGCGAAUAGAGGAGAACCGGCUCCGGGCGAAAGCGAUUCGAGACCAACGAGAAGCCGAGCAGCGCGCAUCCGGCAAUGCGCCCGAAAUCCCCAAGACGGCCGCGGGCUUCGUGCCGACGGAGAACGUGCACAUUAGCAAAACGGCAAACGGGAAACGACCGUACAACUCAAUCUCGACCGGCGAGGCCUCAACGGGGACGAAUCGCGAUGGGCGAAACAAAGGCGCUGAGGAGGCGCUCCGGCCGGCGAAGAAGUUUACAAAGUUUGUCGAUUACGACAUGAGUGCCAUGACGGAUACGAAGGGUGGUUUCCUGACCACGGAGGACGAUCCUCACAACUACGCGCUCGGCGGCAAGAAGCCCGGUCAGUCGGAUGAUGACCAGAGACCAAAGCACAUGAGCGUCCAGGAGUGGGAACGGAUGCAACUGAUACGCAACCUCAAGAGGCUAAAAGCUGGACCUUUCGAACCAGGACUGAGUGUACUGGAAGACGAGGAGAAGAGGAAGAAAUGUCAGGAGUGCAAGAGCCUGGAGAUUGACUUUGUCUGGGAAGAGGUGUUCCAUCUCUGUGUGUGCAACAAGUGCAAGGAGAAGUUCCCAGAAAAGUAUUCACUCCUAACCAAAACGGAGUGCAAGGAUGACUACCUGCUUACGGAUCCUGAACUACGAGAUCCUGAACUCCUUCCCCAUCUCUCCAAGCCCAAUCCGCACAAAUCCCACUGGCACGACAUGAUGCUCUUCCUGCGGUGCCAAGUGGAAGAAUACGCCAUCAAGACGAAAUGGGGUUCGGCGGAAGCACUAGACGCCGAGUACGAACGACGAGAAACCCAGAAGAAAGCCCGCAAGGAAGCCAAGUUCAAGGAGAAGCUCAUGGACUUGAAACGCAAGACGCGGACGGAUGCGUUCCGGCGGCAGGCGGGAACGCUGAGCAAAUCCGGGGCGAGCAAGUUUGGCGAUGCGAUAGGGGGCGGCAAGCAUGUACACGAGUGGGGACGCACGGUGGAGAAUGCGGAUGGGAUGACGGUCAAGACUUGCGUAGAAUGCGGGAUGGAGGUUGAGGAGCUGGAGUUUUAA
This is a messenger RNA of Ilyonectria robusta, 1149 nucleotides long. RefSeq names its product XPA protein C-terminus-domain-containing protein. Gene Ontology annotation, cellular component: nucleotide-excision repair factor 1 complex. Gene Ontology annotation, molecular function: damaged DNA binding. The record is from RefSeq and is a predicted model, not a curated record. The transcript is spliced from 3 exons. Gene Ontology annotation, biological process: UV-damage excision repair; nucleotide-excision repair involved in interstrand cross-link repair; base-excision repair. Lineage: Eukaryota; Fungi; Ascomycota; Sordariomycetes; Hypocreales; Nectriaceae. The coding region runs from base 1 to 1149 and encodes 382 amino acids.